Molecule: messenger RNA, 7553 nt
Organism: Cuculus canorus (common cuckoo)
Lineage: Eukaryota; Metazoa; Chordata; Aves; Cuculiformes; Cuculidae
Gene: ERICH3
Product: glutamate rich 3
Exons: 20
Coding region: 1-6267 (2088 amino acids)
Source: RefSeq, a predicted model, not a curated record
AUGCCGCCGGGAUGGAGCGAGGCGAGAGCGAGGCGAGAGCGGGGCGCGGGGAUGACGGAGCGGGCCGGAGGGCUGGAGCGGGGCGGGGCGUCGGCGGGAUGGGGCGGGGCGCGAGGGGCGGGCGUGGCUCGCGCCCCCGGGCUCCCCGCCACUCCGUGUCCUAGCGACGGGCGGGACGCGGCCAGUAGCGUCGGUGGCUGUGCGGCUGUGGCAGCGGCAGCGAUGGGCGCCCCGCAGGCGGAAUUUCUUGGAAGCUAUAAUAGCCUUACAGACAAACACCUGGUUGGAUAUUUCAGCAAAGCCAGGAUAAGACGACAUCUUCAGAGAUCAGGACUGAUCUCAAGGAGUGGAAGAAUAAUAUCUGAGAAAGAAUACCGGCUGAAUGUUCUGAGGGAGGAUCAGCUAAGAUGUGUACAGGAGUGCCUGGCUCAGGCCAUAUUUCGUAGGAUCCUUGACAUGGAGCGUCAUCGUGAGCUGGAAAGAAAAAGACGACUUGAAAAUUCUGUGAAGAGAGAGAGGGUGCACAACAUCAAGGUGGAAGAAUCCAGAAUAUCAGUGGAGGGUGCUAACUUUGUUCAUGCCCCACAUCCACCACUCGGUCCACGAGGUCAUCCCAGGCCCCAUCCUUUUGUGGCAAGAAGACUAUCUGGUCAGUCACAACUGAGGGCAUGUGGAUCUGUAGUUGGUGAUAGUGGUGAACAUCUUUCUCAUCAACACCAAGCCGAGGAGACUGUGUUUUGCAAGAUGGGGGAGAGGAGUGGGUUAAGAUGUAUGAAUUCAGUGGAACGCGUGACUGGUAUAUCGCCGUAUCAACUCCCAGUCAUUGGCAAUUUUAUGAUACCAGUGCCACCUCCCCCCCGGGAAAAAGGAGACAAGAGUGUAAAUGCAGUGAGAGCUGGGAUGCUCAGAGGCAGACGAUUUCAUCCCACCACUGCACCAAAUGACACAAAGCAGCUUUUAACAAAGAAUUCUGGAGGAUUCUGUAAGCCCUCAUUACAGAGCAACGCAAUUGUUACCAUGAUGUUCCUAGGAAAAGGCUUGCGUUUAUCUCCUGACCAUACUGACCACAGACAUGAAAUCAAAGUCUAUCAGCAGCACUGUGGAGGACAAAACCUUUGUGUCUACAAAGGCAAGCUGUUGCAAGGAGAGACCUUCCAGUUCAUCUCUGAAAGGCACCAUGGUUUCCCGGUCGGCCUCAGUUUUUUCCUCAAUGGAAUCCUAGUGGACAGGAUGAGCUGUUGCUGUGAGUACAAACAUCACAAGCGCAGCAGGCUGGGAGGCAGACAUGGCUACUUCAUUUUGCUCAAAGUGGAAGGAGCUUCUCCUUGCUACAGGUGCAUUAUGUCAAUGGGCCUGGACAAAAAGCCGUCCUCUCCCAAGGGAAAGAUGGAGAACCAGCAGGAAAACCAUGUAGAUUCCUGGAGAGGUGGAGUGGACAGUGAGCCAAGCAGGCGACGUGCACGCUCCCUCUCGUCCAUCAGUACUCAGUACAGCAGUGAAGAUGAAUCUCAUGCUGAAGUGAUGAAAGACGGCGUUGAGGAUGAAGAGGAGUAUAAUAUCAAAAGGGCAUCUGCUGAUGCAACACAUGCACAAUAUGUGAAUGAGAACGGGGAGAAUGAGCAGCUGAGAGUGGAGGAAAAGGAGGAAACUUCUGCACUGGCCAUGGAAGGAAUAGAUGAAGCAGAAAGGGCAAACCCAGAAGAUCUAACAGCAAGGGGAGACACCGGAGUUUUUCAUGAAAAUACAAUGGCAAUGCAGCAUCAAAGUCUUGAAGUAAACGGGGAAUGCAAACGGGCAAGGUCAGUAGAAAAUGACACAGAGGAAGACGGCGAGAAGAAUGCAAGUACCAGGAGGGAUGAUCGGGAGGAAAAUCUUCCAGUGCCUUUGGAAAGCAAUGGGAUGCACUUGGAAGACAGCGAUGAAGAGUCUCCUGAGAGGCCUGAAGGAGCUGGCAGGCGACCUGCACGCUCCUUCUCGUCCAUCAGUACUCAGUACAGCAGUGAAGAUGAAUCUCAUGCUGAAGUGAUGAAAGACGGCGUUGAGGAUGAAGAGGAGUAUAAUAUCAAAAGGGCAUCUGCUGAUGCAACACAUGCACAAUAUGUGAAUGAGAACGGGGAGAAUGAGCAGCUGAGAGUGGAGGAAAAGGAGGAAACUUCUGCACUGGCCAUGGAAGGAAUAGAUGAAGCAGAAAGGGCAAACCCAGAAGAUCUAACAGCAAGGGGAGACACCGGAGUUUUUCAUGAAAAUACAAUGGCAAUGCAGCAUCAAAGUCUUGAAGUAAACGGGGAAUGCAAACGGGCAAGGUCAGUAGAAAAUGACACAGAGGAAGACGGCGAGAAGAAUGCAAGUACCAGGAGGGAUGAUCGGGAGGAAAAUCUUCCAGUGCCUUUGGAAAGCAAUGGGAUGCACUUGGAAGACAGCGAUGAAGAGUCUCCUGAGAGGCCUGAAGGAGCUGGCAGGCGACGUGCACGCUCCCUCUCGUCCAUCAGUACUCAGUACAGCAGUGAAGAUGAAUCUCAUGCUGAAGUGAUGAAAGAUGGCGUUGAGGAUGAAGAGGAGUAUAAUAUCAAAAGGGCAUCUGCUGAUGCAACACAUGCACAAUAUGUGAAUGAGAACGGGGAGAAUGAGCAGCUGAGAGUGGAGGAAAAGGAGGAAACUUCUGCACUGGCCAUGGAAGGAAUAGAUGAAGCAGAAAGGGCAAACCCAGAAGAUCUAACAGCAAGGGGAGACACCGGAGUUUUUCAUGAAAAUACAAUGGCAAUGCAGCAUCAAAGUCUUGAAGUAAACGGGGAAUGCAAACGGGCAAGGUCAGUAGAAAAUGACACAGAGGAAGACGGCGAGAAGAAUGCAAGUACCAGGAGGGAUGAUCGGGAGGAAAAUCUUCCAGUGCCUUUGGAAAGCAAUGGGAUGCACUUGGAAGACAGCGAUGAAGAGUCUCCUGAGAGGCCUGAAGGAGCUGGCAGGCGACCUGCACGCUCCCUCUCGUCCAUCAGUACUCAGUACAGCAGUGAAGAUGAAUCUCAUGCUGAAGUGAUGAAAGACGGCGUUGAGGAUGAAGAGGAGUAUAAUAUCAAAAGGGCAUCUGCUGAUGCAACACAUGCACAAUAUGUGAAUGAGAACGGGGAGAAUGAGCAGCUGAGAGUGGAGGAAAAGGAGGAAACUUCUGCACUGGCCAUGGAAGGAAUAGAUGAAGCAGAAAGGGCAAACCCAGAAGAUCUAACAGCAAGGGGAGACACCGGAGUUUUUCAUGAAAAUACAAUGGCAAUGCAGCAUCAAAGUCUUGAAGUAAACGGGGAAUGCAAACGGGCAAGGUCAGUAGAAAAUGACACAGAGGAAGACUGCGAGAAGAAUGCAAGUACCAGGAGGGAUGAUCGGGAGGAAAAUCUUCCAGUGCCUUUGGAAAGCAAUGGGAUGCACUUGGAAGACAGCGAUGAAGAGUCUCCUGAGAGGCCUGAAGGAGCUGGCAGGCGACGUGCACGCUCCCUCUCGUCCAUCAGUACUCAGUACAGCAGUGAAGAUGAAUCUCAUGCUGAAGUGAUGAAAGAUGGCGUUGAGGAUGAAGAGGAGUAUAAUAUCAAAAGGGCAUCUGCUGAUGCAACACAUGCACAAUAUGUGAAUGAGAACGGGGAGAAUGAGCAGCUGAGAGUGGAGGAAAAGGAGGAAACUUCUGCACUGGCCAUGGAAGGAAUAGAUGAAGCAGAAAGGGCAAACCCAGAAGAUCUAACAGCAAGGGGAGACACCGGAGUUUUUCAUGAAAAUACAAUGGCAAUGCAGCAUCAAAGUCUUGAAGUAAACGGGGAAUGCAAACGGGCAAGGUCAGUAGAAAAUGACACAGAGGAAGACGGCGAGAAGAAUGCAAGUACCAGGAGGGAUGAUCGGGAGGAAAAUCUUCCAGUGCCUUUGGAAAGCAAUGGGAUGCACUUGGAAGACAGCGAUGAAGAGUCUCCUGAGAGGCCUGAAGGAGCUGGCAGGCGACCUGCACGCUCCCUCUCGUCCAUCAGUACUCAGUACAGCAGUGAAGAUGAAUCUCAUGCUGAAGUGAUGAAAGACGGCGUUGAGGAUGAAGAGGAGUAUAAUAUCAAAAGGGCAUCUGCUGAUGCAACACAUGCACAAUAUGUGAAUGAGAACGGGGAGAAUGAGCAGCUGAGAGUGGAGGAAAAGGAGGAAACUUCUGCACUGGCCAUGGAAGGAAUAGAUGAAGCAGAAAGGGCAAACCCAGAAGAUCUAACAGCAAGGGGAGACACCGGAGUUUUUCAUGAAAAUACAAUGGCAAUGCAGCAUCAAAGUCUUGAAGUAAACGGGGAAUGCAAACGGGCAAGGUCAGUAGAAAAUGACACAGAGGAAGACGGCGAGAAGAAUGCAAGUACCAGGAGGGAUGAUCGGGAGGAAAAUCUUCCAGUGCCUUUGGAAAGCAAUGGGAUGCACUUGGAAGACAGCGAUGAAGAGUCUCCUGAGAGGCCUGAAGGAGCUGGCAGGCGACGUGCACGCUCCCUCUCGUCCAUCAGUACUCAGUACAGCAGUGAAGAUGAAUCUCAUGCUGAAGUGAUGAAAGACGGCGUUGAGGAUGAAGAGGAGUAUAAUAUCAAAAGGGCAUCUGCUGAUGCAACACAUGCACAAUAUGUGAAUGAGAACGGGGAGAAUGAGCAGCUGAGAGUGGAGGAAAAGGAGGAAACUUCUGCACUGGCCAUGGAAGGAAUAGAUGAAGCAGAAAGGGCAAAACCAGAAGAUCUAACAGCAAGGGGAGACACCGGAGUUUUUCAUGAAAAUACAAUGGCAAUGCAGCAUCAAAGUCUUGAAGUAAACGGGGAAUGCAAACGGGCAAGGUCAGUAGAAAAUGACACAGAGGAAGACUGCGAGAAGAAUGCAAGUACCAGGAGGGAUGAUCGGGAGGAAAAUCUUCCAGUGCCUUUGGAAAGCAAUGGGAUGCACUUGGAAGACAGCGAUGAAGAGUCUCCUGAGAGGCCUGAAGGAGCUGGCAGGCGACGUGCACGCUCCCUCUCGUCCAUCAGUACUCAGUACAGCAGUGAAGAUGAAUCUCAUGCUGAAGUGAUGAAAGAUGGCGUUGAGGAUGAAGAGGAGUAUAAUAUCAAAAGGGCAUCUGCUGAUGCAACACAUGCACAAUAUGUGAAUGAGAACGGGGAGAAUGAGCAGCUGAGAGUGGAGGAAAAGGAGGAAACUUCUGCACUGGCCAUGGAAGGAAUAGAUGAAGCAGAAAGGGCAAAACCAGAAGAUCUAACAGCAAGGGGAGACACCGGAGUUUUUCAUGAAAAUACAAUGGCAAUGCAGCAUCAAAGUCUUGAAGUAAACGGGGAAUGCAAACGGGCAAGGUCAGUAGAAAAUGACACAGAGGAAGACUGCGAGAAGAAUGCAAGUACCAGGAGGGAUGAUCGGGAGGAAAAUCUUCCAGUGCCUUUGGAAAGCAAUGGGAUGCACUUGGAAGACAGCGAUGAAGAGUCUCCUGAGAGGCCUGAAGGAGCUGCUUUCUCGGCAGAAGGAAGAAGAACAGUUGAUGGGCAGAAGGCAGCAGAACAACCGGAACGAGAAGAGCAGAUGACAGACAAGAGAGAAGCACUUGAGGUCUCUGAAGCAAAGGAGGCAGUGGAAACCACACAGCCUCUGGUGGAGGAGGUGGAGGAUGAGAUGGUGUCUGCGGCAGAGGAGGCCACAGAGAAGGGAGGUUCUGCAGGGAAAGGUGGUGUAGUGGAUGCUGUGUCUGAGGGAGAGGAGGCUGUGAAUGAUGCUGGUGUGGCACAAGAAGCAGGUCCAAGCGAGCUGGUGGCUGUGAGGGAAGGAUCACUGGAGAGUGCAAAAGAGCACAUGUUCCUUGGGGAGCAGCCCAUGACAGAAACCUCCGUGAGCACCCCUGCACACGGGGAUGCAGGAACCUUGCCAAUGGAGAGAGAGCCUGCAAGAGCAGAGGGCCUGUGUCGGAGCACCCAUCCACGGCCAGCGGCGCCUGGGACAGGGGCAGAUGAGGUUGAGGAUGGGCGACAGGAGGAGACAGAGCAGGCGGGAGUGAAAGCCGAGGGGGAGCAGCCAGGCCUCUGUGAAAACAUGGGAGAGAGAGCAAGAAUGGAUGUCUCGGAGAGUACACGGACCACUGAAGUCAUUUUGCAGAGAGAAGACGUUCCGGUUGGAGGGAGACCUGAUGCUCCAGGAGCCACUGGUGUGAGGGAGAGAAGCUGUGAUCCCUGUGAGGAUGCUGCAAACCCAGAUGCAGUUGUGCCCUCGGUUCAGCCGCAGGAUGGGGAAGAAACUCUCCUCUAAGCUUUUUCUGCAGAUUCUUCAAUGCUGUUUCCUGAAAUAUUUACACAAACUGCUGUAGAUUUGUGCUGGUUGGGAUGUUCGCUCCUCCUUUAUUUACUCCGUGGAUACCAGAACCAUCUGUCAUGUUUUACUGAAGUAGCUUCUCAGUGUUCAGUGGACGACUGAAAUGCCAGCCAGGAAACAGCACUCUUUUGUUAUUGGGGAGGCAAUAAAUGCAAGUAUUGUUCCACAGCUGCUGUGCUUGUUUUUCACAAAACACAGAGAGAUGUUGGUCUGACUAAACCUCCUCUCCUACCUCAGGCACUGCUGUCGGGAGGGCUGAGGGUAGAUGUGCUGUUUGUGUUUCUACAAGGACAAUAAGUGUGUGUGUGUGCAGAGUUGCCCAUGUUUAUACCUGUGUCAGUGUACUGACUGCAUUUGCCUGUGUGCCCUUUUGCUUUCUGAACUGCAGAAUCUUUGCUGUGUCUUCAGUGCUGUGCAUGAGGCACUUGCACACAUUAAUGCUCUGAUUCUGAUGAGAGCAUCUAGGGAUGCUCAGCAGAGAUGUGGAACGGCAGGAUCACAGGGAAUGGUAGGCUCAAACUGGGGUUUUUAACAUGAGGGGCUGUCCCAAGCCCGUGUCACAGGUGAGUGAGCCCUGCAGCGUGCUGGGGUACUGCAUGUGCCAGGCAGGUCGGUGCAGGGGGUUUCUUGCUCCUUGGGGAUCCUGGUUUCUCAGUGGCCAUACUGUGUGGCAUUCUUGGGACUUUGAAAUGCUGUUGGAAAUUGUUAAAUCAGAACAAUUCUAAUGUGUCUUUUGAAAUGAAUAAAGCCUGGCCUUUUGUUUUUGGUGGUGUCUGUCAGUAGUAACCCCUGGGCCUGUGGAAUCUGUGCCGUAACUGCAGCUGUUUCAGCCAGCACUGGCGGUAGAUCAGUGCUGGCUAUGGGUCUCUGCUGCCAGCAUCUCCCUUCCAGCUCUGCUGCACCGCAGAGGGCUCCCUGAGAGCCUGCCAGGCUGUGGUGUCCAGGGCUGUAUGCGCAGCAGCUGGGCAGGCAUCGCUCAGUGGGCUGCAGGAUGCUCAACUCCUACACAGCGGGAAUGUGACUGUCUUCUCAGAUUGGGAACUAAAAUUUAAAUGAGCAGGAUUUUAAACUGGUUGUUAAUGUAAGUCACUUAAUGUAAGUUAAUGUAAGAUGGAUAUAUAUCAGACAGGGAAUUUAAAUGGGACCGAGUAAUUCGUGUUCCCUCCUGUACUGAAGACGGUUGCAUUUGUUUGCUCAGCCUGGAUACCAGGAACUGCUUUGAA